GGUGAGGAGAGGGAGAAUGAGAUAAGAAAACUCAACAGCACCGCAUGGCGAGGCAUCAACACCAGGCUGACUUGGGUUUUGCUCACCGUCCAAACUUGAUUUAGGAUUUCAACAUGUGAGUGGACUUUGCAAGAGGAGGAUCCACCUAGAAUGUCAGCUCUGAAGAAGGUGCUGCCAGGCAUCCUGCAGAAGCAUUGCUGUAUCUUCCUAAACAGGAACACAGGUGUGAAGAGGUUGCUGAUGAAAUUGAAGAGCAGGGAGAUAUACUCAGACCAGCAGUAUUCAUGGUCGACCACACCGUACUUCGAUGAGGAAAGCUACUCCCCUCCACCCAAAAACAUGAAGGGUCUCUCCGGUGGCCGCCCCACCCACCUCCAGCUCACCUCUCCCACCUCAGCCCACACCUGUGGCUACGUAGAUGUUGACCAUUCCUUGGAGCAUCAUCUUCACCAUGGAGAUUCACGGCCCCCAUCCUACCUCCUCAGCCCGACUGAAAGCUGUCCCCUGGAAGGUCGUCACCGCUUCUCACCACGGAGCUCCAUCCACUCUGAGUGCAUGGUCAUACCAGUGUCCAUGGCGCCCACGGACCACUCUGUCGCAUGUAGCACUUUUCCACGCAUGCACUACGGAAGUGCUUCGCGGGACAGCGGGGGCAACACUUCUGGUGGCAGGGAUUCCCGGGAUGAUUGCGGCUCAUCAUCACAUGGCGGUAGCAGUAAAAUGAACCGAAUCCCGGCAAAUCUUCUAGAUCAAUUUGAGAAGCAGAUGCCGCUGCACCGAGAUGGCUUCCACACGUUACAAUACCAACGUACAUCCACUACAACCACAACUACAGAACAACGCAACGAAAGCCCCGGACGGAUACGUCACUUAGUGCACUCGGUACAGAAGCUCUUCACAAAGUCACAUUCUCUUGAAGGUUCAUCCAAGAUGAACGGCAACAAAAACGACUCACACCGGGACGGCUCGUAUCAUCAUCACCACCAUCAAGGCCACCACAAACACAGCAAGCGCAGUAAGAGCAAAGAUCGCAAAGGUGACGGGAGCGGGAGACAGCGGUCGGGAGGUUGGUGGAGCUCAGACGACAACUUAGAUAGCGACAGCACAUAUCGGCCACCGAGUGUUAUGUCCCGACACCCCGUGGACCAAAUCACUCACUGCUACCCUGACUCAAUGCACAGCCACCUGGCAGGAGACCUAUCGCUAAAGACUUCCAAAAGUAACAAUGAUGUCAAGUGUUCAGCGUGUGAGAGCAUAGGCAUGGCACCCGAGGGGAAGUUCAUGAAGAGGAGCUCCUGGUCCACGUUAACAGUCAGCCAAGCGAAGGAGGCUUACAGGAAGUCUUCGCUCAAUCUGGAGAAACCAAUGACACCAACAGACCUCAAGCCCAACCUCAGGCCGUGUCACUAUCUACAGGUGCCCCAGGAUGAAUGGGGAGGUUAUCCCGGCAGCGGGAAGGAUGACGAGAUUCCGUGUCGACGAAUGCGGAGCAGUAGCUACGUUAAAGCCAUGGGGGAUGAAGAGAGCGGCGAGUCGGAUUCCAGCCCCAAGACCUCUCCCCAGAAGUUGGUGCGGCCAGACGCUCUGGCCAUCAUCAGACCCAGAGACCUGCUGGACUCUCAGAGCUCUUAUCGCCUGGAUAAAAUCAACAGUGACAUGCGUAACUACAUCACCAAUUUUGCCGCAGACUUAAGUCAGAGUUACCACUUGCAAUCAUCCAUUCAUCCGAGCAUCGCUUUGGACGCCAAUGCAAACUACAACUCCCCAAAGUUUCGCUCCAGGAAUCAAAGCUACAUGCGCGCCGUCAGCACCCUCAGUCAGGCAAGCUGUGUUAGCCAGGUGAGCCAGGUGAGUGAAACAGAAAUAAAUGGCCAGUUCGAAUCAGUCUGUGAGUCGGUGUUCAGCGAGGUCGAAUCCCAGGCCAUGGAUGCGUUGGACUUACCCGGCUGCUUCCGAACCCGGAGCCACAGUUACCUACGAGCCAUCCAAGCCGGCUACUCUCAAGACGAUGAAUGCAUGGUACCCAUGGCCUCCACAGUCACCUCCACCAUCAGAUCCACCACAGGCAUCCAGUUCUGCCUCCCUUUAAACUGCAGCAGCAUUGAACGGACCCCCCAGCCUCCCCCAGCCAUAACCUACACGCCAAGCUACAAGAAGGCCCCUCCACCCGUCCCGCCUCGCACCACCUCAAAACCUCUCAUCUCCAUCACAGCCCAAAGCAGCACAGAGUCCACCCAGGACGCUUACCAUGACGGAAGGCACCCCCAUGGAGGGAUGUGGGGCCCUGAUGGUCUGACACUAGGCUUGAGCCCCGGCAGGGCCCUCUAUAACUCCGUUGACAGCCUGGACAGCGCCAAGGCCGUAACUAUAGCCAUGGAGGCAGCUGGGGUCAUGGCUGGGAAAAGACAACCAUCCACAAACAGCCACAGUUCAAUCGUCACCUGUGACAAGGCCAUCUUGGUGUCUAAAGCUGAGGAGUACCUGAAGACGCCUCGAUCUUCUAUAGGAAUACAGGUGGAAGCUGCCACAGACUCUGAAUCGGAAAGCAAAGGCUCCCGGGAAUACCAUUCUGUAGGGAUCCAGGUAGAGGAUGACAAGAAAGGGCAAGGCCGCUUCAAGCGCUCCAACAGCGUGACUGCAGCCGUGCAGGCCGACAUGGAGUUGGAAGGCUUCCCCACUAUGGAGGACAAAGGCCUGCAGUUUGGCGGGGGCUUCCAGCGCCACUCUGAGCCCAGCACGCCCACCCAGUACGGAGCCGUGCGAACCGUCCGCACCCAGGGGCUCUUCAGCUACCGUGAGGACUACCGCACCACAGCUGAACCCCCAAGUCCCCGGGAGACCACCAGUGAGCCCACGUGGCAGCUGGAGCCCCCCUCCCCGCAGGAGAAUGCUGUCCCAUCUGGUGAGUCGGGGCGUAGCUCCCCUUCUCUGAGGAGAGACGGGAGCUGGUUCAUGCAACUACUGCACACCGAGACCAAGAGGAUGGAGGGAUGGUGUAAGGAGAUGGAGGCAGAGGCUGAAGAAAAUGACUUGUCAGAAGAAAUCCUCGGUAAAAUCAGAAGUGCAGUGGGAAGCGCUCAGCUCCUCAUGUCACAGAAAUUCCAGCAAUUCUAUUGGUUGUGUCAGCAAAAUCUGGACCCUAGUGCCAUGCCGCGGCCUACCUCACAGGACCUGGCUGGGUUCUGGGACCUGCUGCAGCUCUCCAUCGAAGACGUAACCAUUAAGUUUGACCAGCUGCAGCAGAUCAAGAGCAACAACUGGAGGCCCGUAGACAGUCCGGAGAAGAAGCCUCCAACUCCUGUACCAAAGAAGACAAGUCGACAGAAGAGUCUGGUGACAAGGGAGAAAUCCUUGGACCUGCCUGACAGGCACCGGCAGGAAGCUCGUAGAAGGCUCAUGGCAGCCAAGCGAGCGGCUUCCUUUCGGCAGAACUCAGCCUCAGAGCGAGCGGACAGCAUCGAGAUCUAUAUUCCCGAGGCUCAAACUCGACUUUGAGAAGUUAGGGUCAGGGGAAAAACUUGACUCCCUGCUCACCUAGCCUUUUUCUAGACUUCUUUUCUCUUUUCCUUUCCUCAUCCAAUCUUAGAAGCCAUCCUCAGUGGCCCUGGCCGACGUCAUCAACCUGUAGGAUGUGCCUCUUGUUAGCGGAGAUGUAUAUCCAACACGGGUUGGCUGGUUUUCUCACUGGUUCUCUGGUUACCAUGGUACCCAAACGAAACAACCUCAUCCAGCAUCUUGUGUGGGAUUUUUUUUUUGUUUGUUUGUUUUUUCCAACAUUUGCAAAGUGCCAUUUUAAAAGUGCAGCUUUGAGAAACCUACCAGCAACCAGACCUAUGACUUAAAUAAAAAAAAAAGAUAAAUAGCAAUGUAGGCAUUUUAAAUAACUGAAAAAAAAAUCUCCAACUCAAUCAUUUUUUUAAGUAAUGAUUUGUUUCCCAAACUUAAUGUGAAAUUGAUAAAGUGCCAAUCCUGACAAUACCUCAUCUCUGUGCAUGUGGCACUAAUCCAACCCAUGUGUUAAUAUGCUCCUGCUCUUUCUUCAUAUUCAUUAAUUCAUUUCAUAAUUUCACAUCAUUUCACAUGCAUCCCAUGGUCUUGUAGCCAACUAUCAAUUAUUGCAGUUUACUUGAAACACAACACAAGUCUCGUGCCAACAUUUUACAUGACAUCCAUGCAGGUGGGAAAUCAAAACAUACACACACACACACACAUACACACACUAAUGCAUUUAUUGCGUUUACUUAUACACACUCUAGUGAACAGCAAUGCUGCUGUAUUUUCUAAAUAUGAACAGGAACAAUGUUUAUUUUCCACAGCUCGCCUGCCCUCUAAUUGCUUUUGACACACCUGCAUUGUUACAGUGAUCACAGGCACAAAACCACUCUGCUUUGUUCGACUCCAAUCUACGGUGCUUACCUCGGGGCCCGUUCAAGCAGCACUCUUGCUCACUUUCAUAUUUGAUCCCUGAAAACUAACUAACACAGACCCCCCCUUCUCCUAAAAAAGAUCAUUUGUCCUAAAACAAUGAUAUAUAUGUAUAAUAUUUCACAUGUCAUCGGUGUUACAUUUGCUUUGAGGUGCUCUCUUUAACUUUAACUACUAAGCCGCAUGGAAAGGAUUCACUAAAUUGAGCCAAAAUGACCCAAAUGAAUGGGGUUUUCACCUUGUAGCAUAAAUAGAGAACAAAUUAAUACACUUAAAUCUUAAACAUGACUUUUUUUCAAGCUGUAUGAUCCACUAUGUGGCAUAUUGGCUCACCAGCCACAACAUUAGGUACACUUGCACAAGAUAAUGAGGUCCAAUACAAACACCAAGAGAAAUUCUGCAUAUUUUGUUUUUGCAUUAUUUUGCAGGAAAUGAUGUAGAAAUGCACUGCAUAUAUUCUAAUAUUAGAAAGACACUUUAACGCCACUCUGACAGCCUCUAUUAUCUUCAUAAAGGCAGAUUAUUGUACACACGUGUUCAUAUUGAGCCGUAUUAGAUUGUGCAGUAGUACUUAAUGUAGCUCAUCUUUUAAAGCUUAUGUCAGAUACACUCUUGAUUAAGAUCUUAAGAUCAGUUAAAAAAUUGCAGGGUUAUGCAUUUUGUACAUUUGGACCUUAAUGAGGUUUUAAUUAGAGCCACAAUAUCAAAAGCAAAAAGGAGGAGUGAGCUAAAAAAAAAAAAAUUGGAACUUUCAUUCAUUCAUUUUCUACCGCUUUUUCCUCAUGAGGGUCAGGGGUGCUGGAGCCUAUCCCAGUUGUCUUCGGGCGAGAGGCGGGGUACACCCUGGACUGUUCGCCAGCCAAUCACAGGGCACAUAUAGACAAACAACCAUUCACACUCACAUUCAUACCUAUGGACAAUUUGGAGUCGCCAAUUAACCUAGCAUGUUUUUGGAAUGUGGGAGGAAACCGGAGUACCCGGAGAAAACCCACGCAUGCACGGGGAGAACAUGCAAACUCCACACAGAGAUGGCCGAGGGUGAAGGGUGGAAUUGAACCCUGGUCUCGUAGCUGUGAGGUCUGCGCGCGAACCGCUCGUCCGCCGUCGCAUCAAGCAUACCCAAACAAAUUUUUGAAGUUAUUAAAACGUAAAUUCUAGCUAUUUUUCCACUGGUCUUAAGAUUUUAUUUUAUUCACUCAUGUUUUUGGAGUGAUGGCCUACAAAGUGGGUUGAUGCCUGAUAAUGUGGAAGAAUAGCAAGCGUUUUAUGAUGAGUUUUGGUAGUGCUAUGCUGACGAAGAGAAGGUGAAAAAGACUGUCUUGACUUUAUUUCACCGCUGCCACCCGCCAGUGGCAUAUCGCGUAUCCAGCUGUUACACACACACACACACACACACACACACACACUGGACAUUUGUUCUGCGUCAGCGCUUCUUCAAAACAAAGAUAUGAAGCACUGCUUUUAUUUUGGGUUUUAUGAGAUAUAACCAGCACAUACAUUCAUAAGCCACAAUCUCAUGGAUCAUAUUAGAUGUACAAGUGUAGUGCUGCUGUGUACUUAAGGAAUACAGUUGAGUAGUUGAGUUCAAAACAAGCUAAUAUCUCACCAUAUAAAAAAAAAAAAAAGUAGUUUGUUCACUCACACGUUUGGUACACACUUUACGAAAACACGUCCCUUCAGAGACUUUAACAGUUUGACAGCAAGAGCGUGAGGAUGUGUGAUGCUGGCCAUUUGGCAGAAGCAGAGACAAUCCCCUGCUGUUUGCACACAGGCAGGCAGGAGACAGACCCUGCCUGACAUAUAUUGGCUUAGAGGAGACGUGGGCUCGGUGUUGGGCCCCAUACGACUGCCGUCGUGUGCUGUAGUUUUGGCUGCAGGGCUGUUAUGUGAGGAUGGCUGUACGCUGUAAUGGGUAUUUUCAGUCUGCCGUUUGACGGGGUAAAAAUGGCUUAUGUAAGAUUUCGGUAAGGAAACAGCCUCACAAGGGGGCCUUUAAAAGUAAGUGUUGAUAAAUCAUGGUAUUUAAUGUUAUACUCUAUUUGGCGCGUAUCCUUGCAGAGUGAUAUGUUAACUUCAUCAACACCUCACCUAAAAUAAACUUCCAUUUUUUUCCCCUUAGAAAAUAAACAAUGACACCAGCAACCAAUUGCAAUUAUAGUACCGUCAUCCCUUGACACUUUGCGCUUUGAGUUUUUGGCGCAUUGCCUCGUGAGCAUGGGACGCUCACGCCUGGGACGAUAAUAAAUUAAUUAAUUAAUCACACAGUAAAUUAAAAUGUUUUUGCUGGCCUCAAAGUAUUACCUUGUUUGUUUGUUCUAUAGAACAAUGGUAUACUACAACGGUACAAUCUUUGUCUCAGUGGGUAGAGGCGGGGUGGCUGGCAUACACACACAGUGCUGAAGAGUGUAACGUAGUAGAAAUUAAAUUAGUAGAUUGCAAUAUAUUUUGUUCAUGGUACUUUUCUUAACAGUAAUGUUAAAAUCUCAUGUAGCUUUGUUGUCUUUGACCCAAUCUCGUGUAUCAUCUCGUUUGGUGACAUCCUUAAUAACAAAAAGAGAUGCCAUUUGAUGGUUAUUGGACUGCACUGAUGGACAGCCAAAUGGAUCCUCCAACUCAGGGCUGGUGACAUUUUUUUUUUUAGGUGUGCCACUUGACUUUUUUGUUCCGUAACCCUCAGGGUCUUUAAAAGACGUUUAAUCGUCUUAUGGCGACCAACUUCAGCAGCAAUGGUGCACUGAGAGAUGUCUUGUUUAUGCAGCGCAACAAUCUGGCCGCGUUCAAAGAGAGAAAGCUUUUUUACCUUUACCAUAAGGAGAUACCCAACUUUCAUUUCUAUAUUAUUGUCCCUCAUGUCCGUAAAAUGUUUCCAUCAAGCAGUAUCGAUUCAGUACAGCCAUUAUGUUAGUCUUCCAAGCAUUGGUCGGAAGAACGCAGAGAGCAUCAUGACUUACGUACAACCUUGAUGUCAUGACAACAGGACAGCUUGUUUUCUUAGGCCUCCUUCAAUUUAAAAGUCCUAAUUGAUUGUCCUGAUGGAACAGUUCUGUCUGAACAUUGUAUGGACUCACCCCUCUCUCCAUGAUAUCUGCAUAUUUUAAACGGUGCUCGGUUUCCUUCCAUUCCAUGGAGUCCCCAAAGCACACAAAUGACUUACCAGAAUUAAUAUGACGGCAGACACAUGGUCUUAUAGCCAUGCAGCAAGUAAAAAAAAACGGAAUCUACACCAAUUAUUUCUGUCUCCACUGUAUCAUUGAGCACAUGUGAGGCAGCUCCAAAUUAAUUACAACUACAGAUGUUUUUUUUUUUUACUAAUAUUGUCCAUCAUUGAUACCAAUUUCAACUGAUAUACAGCUCUUUUCUCAAACUGAUGUUGUGUAAUUAAACACAUUGUGCUUCUACUGGGUGCAUUUCACAAGUAAUAUGCAAUAGAAAUUGUAGCAAAAAUACAAAUAUGCUGCAUGAAAUCAGAUUUGAAGAAUUGGAGGAAGAUUCCCUCAUCGUAUACCGUACAGCGUUUUCCUGUUCGGUGCAGACUGAAAACGUUUACUAUUAGUAGUCAGCGACACUAUUUAGAUCAGUGGUACCCAAAGUGUGGCACAGGGGCCAUUUACAGACUGUGGAUAGUUUUUUGUUUUUUUUAUUGGCUCACGGCACAAUGUAGAAAUCAAAUUUAACACAAAAAAAGAACAAAUUGAGGAAAAAGGCAGAAUAUCGAGACUAAAAGCUAAAAUAUUGAUACUAAUAAAUAACACAAAGCUUUGUCCUGAAAUACAUUUAAAAUAAAUUCAAUAAAAUAUAUAAAAAUACAAUAUAAAAAGUGGCCCCUUGCAUCUUCUGAUUUUUCAGUAUGCACUCCUCGGUGGAAAAAAUGUGGACACCCCUCAUUUAGGUCGAGCCGCAUUACACACCAUGAGCAAAAGUUACCGCUUCACAUACAGUGUUUACAAUUCAAAAGUGAAACUUAGAAAUAUCGUAUUUUCUGGACUAUAAGUCGCUACGGAGUAUAUUAUGCACAAUGUACAAUUAGGCAGAAAAAAAAAUAAGUCGCAAUGGAAUACAAGUCGCAUUUUUUGUGGGUGAUUUAUUUUACAAACUACUUAACCAAAACAGACACUAUAUACGUCAUCUUGGAAGGCAAGUUCUAACAAUAAAAGAAUAGAGAACAGGUGUAAGAUAUGCUAACACAAUGGUUAUUCAGCUACACAAAAAAUAAACAAAAAAGGUGUCCAGUGUUUAUGUGACAUAACAAACUGAAUUUAUAAGUCGCUCUGGAGUAUAAGUUGCAGGAACAGCCAACUUAUGAAAAAAAGUGUGACUUUUAGUCCAGAAAAAACAAUAAGACUUCGGACAUACUGAGUGUGUUGAUGAGGCCUCACUCGGGUACCAAUAUAAUAUAAUUACCGGCCGAAAAACUGACACAAAUAUGAUCGUCAGACAGCACCAAGCCCGGCCCACUAUUCGAGGACAUAUGGUGUGUUGAUUAACUUGUGGAAUAGUGUUUCACAAGUGUUGGUCAAUAUAAAAAGGCAACUAAAGAUCAUUUACUGUCAUUUGAAAAGCACUGACAGUCCUGGGGGGUUAUAAGUAUAUCACUUAAUAAAUAUUGUCAAAGUUGUGUGCUUUGACAUCCCCUGUGGCUGUUCACUGGAGGAUGUUCACAUGAUGCAGUGAGAACUGAAGGCAGUCUCCACUGGCAGGAAGUCACUGGAGUGAUGAUGAAUUAAUAGCAAGUCAGCCACCGUAACCUUGUGAAAACCCCCAAGGGCAGAAAUGAUAGCUUAAAAAAAAAAAAAAGCACGAGGGCAGCAAUCCACUCCAAGUGCCAUCUUUCUUCACUUAUAAGACAUGAAAUCUGUAAAAUUAUUACUCAACCACACGUCUUAGAAGACGUUUCCCAUGAGCAAAUCAUCUUGCAUCCCAUUUUUAAUGUUUUCAUCUGUGGCCUCACUUCUGCAUCAACUGUCUAUGCGUUCUUAACCGCAGACCCACAGAUGUGUGUGUGUGGGGUGGGGGGGCAUUUUUCCUAUCCAUAACGUAACAUUAAGAUUCCCUUUGGACUUGGAAUGUGAAACAAUUCUAUGACCACAAGGCAAAAUGAGAAAAGUAGUUGUUUAGCGAAAACUAUUUUCAUCUCUUGUAUAGCAUAUCUAUAGUAAGGAUGAAUAUAAUGCCAAAUAUUCAUUAUUUGUAAAGAAAUAUAUAAAUAUACAGAUAUAUAUAGUACAGUAUAUAAUUCUAUAUUAUUCUCACCUGAAUCAACUAUUUUCUGCUGUUGCUCAUGUUCUGUCAUCACUUUUGCUUUCUGAUUUUAUAAACAGAUAUGAUGGCAUGCAAAAUACUGAUUCAGAAUGUAGAUUUAUUUAUUCAUUUAAUUUAUUCCUUUAUUUAUUCAUGAAGUCACCUUUUUUUACCGAUGUAGCCUACAUUUGUUAUUUAUUUGAUAUAUUUAUUCAUUGAUUUUAUUUAAGGAACCUCAUGUGUUGAAAAGAUUUUGCCUCUUUGAGUAGUUUGAUCAUUGCAGUCAUCAUCAAGUGUAAAUAAGUCCCACAAUUAAAUUUUUGGACAAAAA
This is a messenger RNA of Doryrhamphus excisus (bluestripe pipefish), 9994 nucleotides long. It is a transcript of the gene dlgap2a, whose product is annotated as discs, large (Drosophila) homolog-associated protein 2a. The record is from RefSeq and is a predicted model, not a curated record. Gene Ontology annotation, molecular function: molecular adaptor activity. Gene Ontology annotation, biological process: signaling. Gene Ontology annotation, cellular component: glutamatergic synapse; postsynaptic specialization. Lineage: Eukaryota; Metazoa; Chordata; Actinopteri; Syngnathiformes; Syngnathidae.